AUGAAAAACCCGCGAGAGCUCGCCGACCAGUCCAAGCAUUGUCGCUUUCAUGGGCAAAGCGGGCACGACACCGAAGACUGCCGCAAACUGAAACGGCAGAUCGAGGAGCUUGUCCGCAGGGGUCACCUCAGUCGGUACAUCCGACGGAACAGGGAGCCCUCGCCUCGCCCGGAGGGCCCCGUGGAGCGCCACAUCGAUGUCAUCACUGGAGGACCGGCGGCUGGGGGAACCAGUAUGUUCGGGAGGAAGGCAUAUGCCCGUUCCGCCAGGACUGAUGCUCCCCAACGCGGCCCCGACCCCAAGGUCGCAUUCCCUCCCGAGGACGUCAAGCGACCGGAGCAUGACGACGCACUUGUGAUAAUGGCUCGAAUCACUAAUGCCUAG
Molecule: messenger RNA, 384 nt
Organism: Musa acuminata subsp. malaccensis (wild Malaysian banana)
Lineage: Eukaryota; Viridiplantae; Streptophyta; Magnoliopsida; Zingiberales; Musaceae
Source: RefSeq, a predicted model, not a curated record